This is a messenger RNA of Passer montanus (Eurasian tree sparrow), 2801 nucleotides long. It is a transcript of the gene NPY2R, whose product is annotated as neuropeptide Y receptor Y2. Gene Ontology annotation, molecular function: neuropeptide Y receptor activity. The transcript has 3 exons. NCBI's taxonomy places the organism in Eukaryota, Metazoa, Chordata, Aves, Passeriformes, Passeridae. The coding region runs from base 325 to 1482 and encodes 385 amino acids. Gene Ontology annotation, cellular component: membrane. The record is from RefSeq and is a predicted model, not a curated record. Gene Ontology annotation, biological process: G protein-coupled receptor signaling pathway.
UCCCGGCGUGCGGGGGCCGCCGCCGCCGCCUCCAAACUUUGUACGGGGCGAGCGGCGCUGCGGGCCCGCCGCCCGGGAGGGGAGAGCGGCGGGACCCGAGCCGGGCGGCGGAGCGAGGGGCUCCGCUCCCUGCCCUGCCCUGCCCUGGCACAGCGGCUCCUGGGGCAGCAGCCGGCCGUGCCUCGCUCUCCCGGUGGGGCGAGAGGAAGGGAAGGUAAUGAACGGGGAAGUAGAGUGAGUAACUCAGGGUUGCCGUUCCCCUGGGUGGUGAACAGUGGUGUUAUAUUGGGGCAGCUCUGUGGCUUAGACCAGGCUGCUGAAAGGAUGGGGCCCCUGGAAGCAGUAGGUGAGGACAACCAGACAGAUGAAAUGAAAAUGGAGCUGUUCACUAAGCUGUACUUGACAAGAUACACCACACCACUCAACGAAUUGGCUCUGGACCCUAAACCAGAACUGAAGGACAGCACAACACUUGUUGAAGUGCAGAUAAUUCUUAUCUUUGCUUAUUGCUCCAUCAUCCUGCUGGGAGUGAUCGGAAACUCCCUCGUGAUCCACGUGAUCAUCAAGUUCAAAAGCAUGCGCACAGUGACUAACUUCUUCAUUGCCAACCUGGCAGUGGCUGACCUGCUGGUGAACACGCUGUGCCUGCCCUUCACUUUGGUUUAUACGCUCUUGGGUGAGUGGAAGCUGGGCCCAGUCUUGUGCCACCUGGUGCCUUACGCCCAGGCCCUUGCUGUCCACGUGUCUACUGUCACUCUGACUGUGAUCGCUCUGGAUCGUCACCGCUGCAUCGUCUACCACCUGGAAAGCAGAAUCUCUAAGCGGAUCAGCUUCCUGAUUAUAGGAGUUGCCUGGGCAGUCAGUGCCCUGUUGGCAAGUCCUCUGGCCAUCUUCCGUGAGUACUCGUUGAUUGAGAUCAUUCCUGACUUCAAGAUUGUGGUCUGCUCUGAGAAGUGGCCAGGGGAGGGGCAGCUCAACUAUGGCACUAUCUACAGCAUCUCCAUGCUCCUGAUCCAGUAUGUUCUGCCUCUGGCAGUCAUCUCCUAUGCCUACAUCCGUAUUUGGACCAAGCUCAAGAACCACGUUAGCCCCGGGGCGGGGAAUGACCACUAUCACCAUCGGCGCCGGAAAACCACCAAGAUGCUGGUGUGCGUGGUUGUGGUGUUUGCUGUCAGCUGGCUGCCCUUUCACACCUUCCAGCUGGUCAGUGACAUUGACAGUCAGGUGUUAGACCUGAAAGAGUACAAACUGAUCUACACGGUGUUCCAUGUCAUUGCCAUGUGCUCCACGUUUGCCAACCCCCUCCUCUAUGGCUGGAUGAAUAACAACUACAGGACGGCCUUCCUCACGGCCUUCCAGUGUGAGCAGCGGCUGGACUCCAUCCACCCCGAAGUAUCAGCAGCUUUCAAAGCCAGGAAGAAACUAGAAGCCAAGAGGAUUCAGUUCCCUGGGGACUCUUUCACACAGCCUACCAAUGUCUAAGAUGUCUGACUGUAAAGAAGAAAUGUUGUGGGAAAAGGGAUGAACCCAUUUUGGUACAUGCAUUUUCAAUGCGUAGUUUUAUUCAUAAAUGGUGAAAGAACAGUAGCAGGGAAGUCAAGGCAGGUGUUAUGAUUUGAGGGGAGUUGAUUGAUAUCAAGAGUAUGUAAAUAUACAACUGCAAGGAAGUAAAAGGGAGAGGCUUAGUUUAUGGCUGUCUCUAACAGGGUAAAUAAAAACUCUUCCAUCCCUCCCAUCUUCUUGUCAAGUCUAAAUGACAAGUGCAGGGUUUGCUGGUUUUGCUGGAGGAAGGCAAAUGACUGAUUUGUAGGAUAGGAAUAUUGGUUGUGGGAGUGGGUAGUUUUUAUAUUUGAUGUGAAAAUCAAGAAAUGCAGAAGUCUGCCAGGAGAAAGAAACAUGUCUGGUGGGGGAAUCAGCUGUGUUGGUUAAAUUUCAAACUUUUCAGGCCCCUUCUCUCCUACAGGCAUCUUUUGCAAAGACAAGGGAAUCAAGAAGACAAAUACGUUACUUAUUUUUUGACUUGUGCUAGACUAUUUCAAGCCAGAGCAUUUGAAAUAGAUUAGGUGAUGAAAACAGAAGAGAAAAGAAAAACAAAACCCACCCAAAUACUGGAUUCAGUGAGAGGAAAGGUCAAGUUUCUACAUAAAAUGGAAUGUGGGUUUUGGCCAAUCAAAUGGGAUAAAAGGCAUCCCUUAAGAAUUGGCGUUUAUGCUGGUGAGCAAAUCACGAGCCUGUGACUUGAACAGUCAUUCCCUGCAGAUUCCUGCCUUUCAUUCUGCUCUGGGAACAGCUCACAAAUGCAGUGCUUCAAAGUGGCAUUUGAGGGCAGGGAAUGCAGGCUCAGGUCUUCUGUGAGCACUUCAUAAACUGCUAAUAUUUUCAUUUUCAGGACCUGCUUAAAUGUCUAAUGUGUUAUUAGCUCCACAGGCUUUGAAUUGUUGUUGCUUCUGCCUGGAUAAUAAAACAGCAGAUAAUUCUGAUCCUCUGGAAAGGCUGCUAGAUGGUAAAGUGCUUUUCCUUUUUGUGGUUUUAUGUCACAUACUCAUCUCGUCUUGGAGCUUUUUCCAUCUUUAGCCUUUGUGAAAAUUAAGAACAUCUGAAUGACUGUAACCUAAUAACAGUAUGCUAUGUUUAUGUGAUAACUUAUCAGUUAUUCUGCAUGCUGUAGUUAAUAGUUAAAUUCCUUUUUUGCUCAGGUAUAAAAUUUUAAUCUGUUUACCGUGUUGUACACAGCAAUGUUCAACUUUCUAUGUCUUUGUUAAGCCUCUUUGAACUCAUUAAAGAGAUGAAGAAAAUUUCAA